Leucoraja erinaceus (little skate) is the source of this 3320-nucleotide messenger RNA. Its product is annotated as alpha-N-acetylgalactosaminidase-like. Gene Ontology annotation, biological process: oligosaccharide metabolic process; glycoside catabolic process; glycosylceramide catabolic process. The record is from RefSeq and is a predicted model, not a curated record. Lineage: Eukaryota; Metazoa; Chordata; Chondrichthyes; Rajiformes; Rajidae. Gene Ontology annotation, cellular component: cytoplasm. The transcript is spliced from 8 exons. The coding region runs from base 436 to 1671 and encodes 411 amino acids. Gene Ontology annotation, molecular function: alpha-galactosidase activity.
GACCCUGACAUCACAUUACAUCGCCGUGAUCUCAAGGAGUGUCACCACUAGUUACUGCCCGUCACAUCACCUGGUCUUAACCCGGGCAGGCCACCACUUCAAUGGAGUGGGCACCCACAAGCGGCCUGGUUUGCUGCUGGAAGCUCGUCUGUGUUACUGCCCUGCAGUUAGAAAUGGCAAAUGAGGACAAUUAGUUUGAUUCCGCGGUCUAUGUUAUUCGCCUCUCGCAGUUUGCUUUUUAGCUCUGUUGAAGAUCAGAAGAUAUAGGAGGAGAAUCAGGCCGUUCGGCUCCUCGGGUCCGGGGGCAAUAGUCGUGGUUCUGCUUGUAGGCUACGGUUGUGAUUCUGUUCAGAAUUGAGACUGUGGAAGCGAUGUUGCACGAAAACCCUUAGAGUGCGUGGAGCCAGAGUUUGCUGCGAGCCAGAGAGGGUCUUAAUGCAUUGUGGAAUACUUGUCCUCUUCAUAUCCCUCUUCCUGACACUAGUUGGGCCAUGUGAGCUGCUGGACAAUGGCUUGGCUAAAUCUCCCCCCAUGGGGUGGAUAGCCUGGGAGCGCUUCAGAUGCACGACAGAUUGCAAUGUGUACCCUGACAACUGCAUUAGUGAAGACUUGUUCAUGGCGAUGGCAGACAAGCUUGUAGAAGAUGGCUGGAAAGAACUGGGAUAUCAAUACGUCAACAUUGACGACUGCUGGUCUGCGCUGGUGAGGGACGUCAAUGGAAAGCUUCAAGCAGACCAAGACCGAUUCCCAAAUGGUAUUAAGAAACUGGCUGAAUAUAUUCAUUCCAAAGGACUGAAGCUGGGGAUUUACGGUGACCUGGGUCACUCAACCUGUGGUGGCUAUCUUGGUACCUUACCGGAAACCAUUGACAUCGAUGCGAAUACAUUUGCAGAAUGGGAAGUAGAUAUGGUGAAGCUUGACGGAUGCAAUUCCAACUCCACUGAAAGAUCAAUAGGUUAUCCCAAGAUGAGCCGUGCACUCAAUUCCACAGGAAGAGCAAUCUUGUAUUCCUGCAGCUGGCCAGCUUAUGAAGAUGGUUUACCCCCAAAGGUGAAUUACACUCUAAUUGGGCAACUCUGCAACCUUUGGAGAAAUUAUGAUGAUAUCAAUGACUCGUGGGAUAAAGUGAAGGCCAUUAUAAAUUGGUUUGGAGACCACCAGGAAGAUUUGCAACCAGCUGCAGGUCCAGGAAGAUGGAAUGAUCCAGAUAUGUUGAUAGUUGGUAACUUUGGCCUGAGUCAAGACCAGUCUAAAGCACAGCUAGCCAUCUGGGCUAUAUUGGCGGCACCAUUUUUUAUGAGCAAUGAUCUUCGUACAAUCUCUGAUGAUGCCAGGACCCUUCUGCAAAACAAGUUGCUCAUCCAUAUAGAUCAGGACAAACUAGGACAACAGGGUGUUAGAAUUAAGAAGGAUCAAGAUUUCCAACUGUGGAAGAGGAAGCUAUCUCAUGGACAAUUUGCUCUCGCCUACCUCAACACGGCUGAUCUGGGCGAAGCCAGAUCCUUCACAUUGAGCUUAUCUCCUCUGCACAUUGAGGACUGUUCUCUUGGGUACAAUAUCUAUAAUGUUUUUGACAAGCAGCUCGUUGCCUUUCUGACUUCAAACCACACACACAGUUUUCGUGUCAAUCCAACAAGUGUUGUCCUUUUCUUUAUUCGCCCUGUUUGUUAACUGUCAUGAUUUUAACAUGUGAAUAUUUGCUAUAAAGCUAGAGGAAAAAAACUGCUGCUUAAUUAUAUGAUGCUUUAAAUAUGUCAAUAUGUCUUUAAAGAGUCAUCCAAAUAUCAUGGUAAGACACAUUGAAGACAUAAAUAUCUAUAUAUGUAACAAUUCAACAUUCCCGUGUUAUGUGCAGGUCGAAUUUCCGAUGAAAUCUGUACCGCAAGUUCCAACAAUUUUGUGUCUGUCUUGAAAUAUACAUCCUAUAUAUUUUCUUUCUUGCGCCAUCGGCUACUGACUAUCCCAUUGAAAUAAAGUAAAGGAAAUGGCAUUGUAGAGGUCAAACAUUUUGUAAGUGACAUUUGCAACACCCAAUGGGGCUGAUAAUAAAAAUGGUGUGAUAUGUCAUCCGAAUGCCAGAUAUAUCUAAACUAGUCAACCUGAAAGCCUUCCUUGAAACUUUUUCCUCCAAAUCAGUGACCGACAGAGAACAUAUUAAACCAGCCAGUAUUUCACUGAUAUUUGACCAUGAGAUUUUUGAAAAGUCUGCUUCCAUUUCUGACCUAAAUUUUACACAGUGAAAAGGAAAUGCUCCAUACAGAUGCAGUUAUAAGAUACAGCCUAAAUAUUUCUAUCUAUCUAGAGCAACCAGCUGCCAACUGUCUCAUUAAAAUAAAUACAAAUAUGAAAAUAACAGCAACAUGUGAUAAAUGUACUAAUACAUCACUAAAUAUUUUAUUAUGCUUGAUCUGAAUGUCUAAACAAAUGUUCAAUUAAUUUUCAUGCUAAAAUAUUAGUAGAAUGGUAUACUGAAUAAUAUUUUAAUUAUUAAAUAGUAAUUGUAAUGCUUGUUUUCCUUUGACUGAAUCUGCUGAUGUCAGUUUCAUACCACAUUCUGCAUUUUACUUACUUUUGCUCCAUAUACAUGUAUCGUUAAAUUUUGAGAAAUAAAUGCCCAUUUAUUUGCCAGAUGGUGGGAAUACAUAUCUUUGCCUGUCACAUGUAAAUUAUGUUGUACUGAAUAAAAUGAUGUAUAUAUAUGUAUCAAGUUCUCUUUUGUCAAGAUAUGAAAAGUAUAAGUUUUCAAAAUGGACACAAAUAACUUUUAUCCCACAUGAUGUCUUUAGACUUUACACUUUAGAGAUACAGCGUUGGAAGCAAGCCCUACCUCCCACCGAGUCAGCGCCAACCAGUGAUCACCCCGUACACUAGCACUAUCCUACACACUAGGGACAAUUUACAAUUUACAGGAGCCAAUUGACCUACAAACCUGGAACAGAGGGUCCAGCCUCAGAAUAAAAGGAUAUACAUUUCGAAAGGAGAUGCGGGGGAAUUUCUUCAGCAAGAGAGUGGUGAAUCUGUAUGUAUUCAUUGCCACAGACGGUGGUGGAGGCAGAGAUGGACAGAUUCUUCGUUAGUAAUGGUGUUGGGUUAUAAUUCAUUAUAGCACGGUGAUAUGCCCAGUCAGGUAAUGGAAGUGAAGAUGGGUCUCCACCUGAAACAUCAACUCUGAGUCUAAAGAAGGGUCUUGACCUGAAACGUCACGCUUUCCUCCCAGAGAUGCUGCCUGACCCGCUGAGUUACUCCAUCAUUUUGUGUGUCUAUCUUCAAUGUUAUCCAGCAUCUGCAGUUCCUUCUGACACAGAUAAUGGAACUGUUAG